Tilletiopsis washingtonensis is the source of this 1377-nucleotide messenger RNA. RefSeq lists its product as hypothetical. The transcript is spliced from 3 exons. Lineage: Eukaryota; Fungi; Basidiomycota; Exobasidiomycetes; Entylomatales. Gene Ontology annotation, molecular function: DNA-binding transcription factor activity. Gene Ontology annotation, biological process: regulation of DNA-templated transcription. Bases 1 to 1377 code for a protein of 458 amino acids. The record is from RefSeq and is a predicted model, not a curated record.
AUGGCCUCCGUCGACGUCGCCGUGCCCGCCGCGCCCUCGUCGCCCGCGCCCUGGGCUGCGCUCUCCUUCGACGACUUCCUCACCUUCCCUGCGCCCUCGCCGGCCCCGACACCGGCGGCGCUGCCGUCUGCGCCGCCUGCUGCUGCCGCUGCUGCCGCCGCCGCACCGGCCCCCGCGCCGUCGCCGCGCCGCAGCGCCGCCGUGGCGCCCAGCUCGGCGGCCACCGUGCAGGUCGCCGGCACGCCGCCGGGCGCCACGGGCCCGCCGCCGCCGCCCGGCUCUGCGCCCGAGGUGCUCUUCCGCUACUAUCUCGCCGCCGAGCUGCGCCGCAUCGGCUCGUCGGCCGACGACCACAUCAUCGAGAAGUACGUGGCACAGCACUACUCGUCGAUCAGCAAGAAGGCCGCCGCGCCCGUCGCAUCGUCGUCGUCGACGGCUUCCGCGGCGCACGCACCCGUCGCCCAGCCCACGCUCAACUACGAGCCCUACCGCCGCGCGCCGUCGCCGCCCGCGCCCUCGUUCGCCCACGCCCAGGCGUUCCGCGAUGCGACGCCGCCGUCGCCCGAGGCGUUCCUCGACCCGCACUCCCUCGUGCUGCCGCCGCCCGCGCUCGCGACGCUGCCGCAGCAGAGCUCGACGGUCGGCGUGCACGAGCCCUUCACCGUGACGCGCGCGCCCAUCGUGCCCUCGUCGAACGCGUCCGGCAGCUACAGCAAGAGCCGCCGCGCCGCCGACGCAAUGUCCGAGGACUCGUCCGACGGCGGCCAGUCGGAAGACGACGACGAGGACGACAAGGCCUCGUUUGCGCACCUCGGCUCGAACACCGGCGGCCGCGGCACGUUGAGCGCCGCGGCGAUGCUGCGCCCCAGCCCCGAAGAGUACCGCAAGCUCAGCUCCAAGGAAAAGCGUCAGCUGCGCAACAAGAUCAGCGCCCGCAACUUCCGCACGCGCAGGAAGGAGCAUAUCACUGCGCUCGAGUCUGAGCUCUCCGACCGCGACUCGAUCAUCGCCGGCCUGCGCGCGCAGCUGUCGCAGCUGAGCGUCGCCAACGCGUCGCUGACCGAGGAGGUGCGCACGCUCAAGCGCACCCAGCUCUCGGCCACAGACGUGAGCCGCAUUCUCGAGGCGCUGCAGAAGAGCACCGGCGUGGCCCUGCCGGCCGGCGCGGCGCCAGCGUCGGACGAUCAGGCCAUGUUCGCCUCGUCGUCGAACCCGGCCAGCCGGCCGAGCACGCCCACCAGCCCGCGCCCCGGCCUGCGCCGCAACGAGAGCUCGCUGCUCAACACGCGCAAGGACGUCGGUCCGGCGGCGGCCUCCAAGAGCUUCUGGGGCGGCCGCAGCGCCGCGCAGGGCAGCGCGCUCGUCGCCGCCAGCUGA